AGCUUGACUGUUAGACAGUGGUGGAUAUUAGAUGACAUUUGCUGAAGAAAUGCUUGGUCCCUGGAGAGCUAGGGUGUGGUUCCUGUUUGCUCACUAAAGCGUGACAGGCAGCAGCUCUGUUUCCUGACAGGCACACCAGGGUCCCUUGAGGGCUGUAAAGAAUUAAAAAAGGGAAGUGACUGUUAGAGCGGAGAGACGAGCUCUGAGGCGGAAAAGGGAAGUGCCGGAGGGUGACUGGCAGGGAGGAGCCGACAGCAGCCAUUUUGAAGAGGUACGUGCUGUCUUGCAGGAAAUCACAAAAUGGCGGACAGCUCGGCCAACGGACAGAGACGUUACAAGACAUUGAAGGAUCAGGUAGAGGAGCUGAAAAAGGCCAUAAGGAUGGCCUGCACAGGUACGUCUAAAGCAGCCGAAAAGGAGUGCCGAGCCAUGGAAGCAGAGGUAAGCAAAAUUUUUGACUUACAACACAAAGGGACAGAUGAAAGGACAGCUCUGGAGGUUGUGCUUAGAACAGAGGGAGAGAGAUGUGAGAAGAAACUAAAAAACUUACAGGAUGAAUCAGGAGGCCGCUCAGUCAACCGGAAAACAAAAAAGGAAAUGACUGCUUUGAAGGCAAUGCAUGGCAACUGCUGCAAGUGGAUGAUGAUGUGUAAUGCAGUGUCGUCCUGGAUGAAGGACAAAGUGGAACAGCCUGAGCCAGCAAAAGAAGAGGACACGGUGAGUAUAAUGAAAUUACUGCAGAAAUUACAGGAAGACAAUGAAAAGCUGGAGGACAAAAUGGCAAAACUCACGUUGAAGGGAGAAGAAGUAAACAGCCCUCGAACACCAGCAAUAUACCCGUGGAUCCCACAACUUCCCAGCGCCCCGCCACAACUUGGUGGAGCGGAGACUCCUCCCCCUUACGUGAUGCCAGUGAUGUCCUUAGACGGAGGACAGGUGCAGGGCCCCGAUGGACAGACGGGCAUUGUGAUAGGAGGACUCGUAAAUGUCGAGUACCCAGGCAUGACCAGGCCGACCCAACAUGGAGAAAUGACGGUGGUGGGACCACACAACAGGGAGAAUGCAGGGACGCAGACGGCCUGUGCCACAGGUCCCGGUUUGGCAUCGUGUAGCCGGGCCUGGACGACGCAAGACUCACUAGGAGAAGCAGCAGGGCCGGGGGUGCCUCACACCGAAGCCUCACCCGCGGUUCCGACUGAAGAGGUGCCCUCGCAGGAUGAGGAAGACGGAAGGUCAGAAUUGGUCGAGCCGCCGCACCAGGAAAGACAGAGACACCACCAAGCAAGCAAGCAGAGCACGAAGAAGCAGGAUAGGUGGGACGGGCAAGUUCAUGGGCGAAUGCACGAGGACCGAGACGCUCUACUGGCAGUGGUGGAAACGCUGACCGAGGUGAAGCAGAAAGCCCUGAAGGAACUUAUGGAAGAGGAACUGAAGGACCAGAAGACCUCACGCACAAGGCAUAAGCCCUUGACGAAAGUUGUGGAGGAGGACAUGACAGAGUGUAGGACUUCAUCAGAAGAGGACUUGGAUGAAGAAGAGGAGGAAAUUGAACGAAGAGAUGCCUGUGAACCGGACAAAAACCUGAACUUGCGCAGUAGAACGGUGCACAGACGUCCAACUACUAAACUGAGGUCCACUGCCAGAAUGAAACGCAAAUCAGUGUUUGACGUCGUGAGGGGCUCGGGGAAGACCAGAAGAGGCAGGGCUGUGAACGAUGAGGAGGAAGGCACGAGACCACGCUGGGGUAUGCCGCUGAUAGUAGGCCCCAAACAUGAACCGAUCUACCGGGCAUACAAGGUCAGGGAUCUGGAAGCACUGGUUAGACAACUGCCACCCAUUACAGAAGGAGGAGCAAAAUGGCUGAGGAAACUGGAUAUGUUGACAGAAGGAGACGAGAUUGCUAUUGGCGAUUUUCGCGCGGCCGCGGGGAGAGUGAUGCUAGGAGGCGGGCUGGCGGACGUGGAAGAAAUUGCAGGAACAACCAGCUAUGCCAACAACAUGCCAUACCGCGAAGUGCGAAAUGCCCUAGCAAACGCAGUGCGUGAAAAGUACCCGACCCCAAAUACUGGAGCCAUUCCUAAAAUUAUUUGGGAUCCACAAUACACACCCUUAGAGUUCUUAGCGAGAGCGAAAGAGCAGUGGCUGUCAGAGACAGGGAUACAUCCUGGCCAAGAAGGGGAAUCACGAGCUUGGUUUAGAGCUGCGGUGUUGGCAGGACUACCUAAGCAGGUGAGAACUGACUUAGAGAAGAAUCCAGACUUUGCGGUCGCGGACUCCACCCAGUGGGAGCGGCAUUUAAUCCACCGGCUGACCCUGGAGCGGGAUGAGGCGAACAAACAGAAGAGGGAGCUGGAGGAAGCGCAAGCGCUGCUCUUGAAACUACAGUUGAUAGAGGCGAGAGACAAGGCAAGCGAAAAGAAGAAAGAAAAUAAGGAAGCCACAAAGAAAAUGAUGGUGGCAAAGCCGCAGCCUGAUCCCAUGCCUGACUGGCCAGAUCUGGACCCCAACCUGUAUCCUGAUGACCGUUGGCCCGUCAAUGCACCAAGGCAGAGACAACCCGCGGGAAAUUGGGGGGCGGCUGGACCAUACAGAGGGCGUGGUGGUUACGCCGGGAGAGGACAAAGGGCUCGUGGUACGGGGAAUCCCAGCUACACGUCUUGGAAUGCCUGUUACAGAUGUGGAGUUGAAGGACACUGGGCGCGAGACUGCCCCGGACCAAGCCAGAACAGCCAACAGCGAGGCUACCAAACCCAGGCACGUGGAGCUCCUAGAGGAAGAGGUGCAUACAGAGGUGGACAUCAAGCCCCUAACCCAGGUGCAGCACCAGUCGCCCAGUAUCCAGUGGUGGACUGGGGCUGGGAGGGAGAGCAAUAUUGACGGGGCCCUGAGAAACCGG
Messenger RNA from Oreochromis niloticus (Nile tilapia), 2896 nucleotides. RefSeq lists its product as uncharacterized. Lineage: Eukaryota; Metazoa; Chordata; Actinopteri; Cichliformes; Cichlidae. The record is from RefSeq and is a predicted model, not a curated record. The transcript has 2 exons. Gene Ontology annotation, molecular function: nucleic acid binding; zinc ion binding. The coding region runs from base 301 to 2877 and encodes 858 amino acids.